GCCUGCCUGGCAAGUGCAAUGUCAUGAGUUCAAUCCUUGGUACCAAAAAAAAAAAAAAAAAAAAAAAAAAAAAAAAGUGGUUUAGCUCAGUGAUUUUGAUUCAGUAGUUUGAUGCAGUUCUGCUCCAUAAAAGGUAGCAGCCAGUGAGAGGGGAUCCAAGCGGUUAGAAAAGACAAUGAAAGUUGAAAGUUGUUCUGCACAAAAUGAAUGUGAGCCAAUUAGCAUGUUUAGGUGAGCUGUAGACACCCCUGCCAAUGGGCAAGGAGUGCAGCCAGAGGAACCGGGGCUGCUUGGCUCCGCUCAGGCUGCCUCUGAGCCCCGCCUCCUCCUCUGUGUUCUUUCUGUUUUACAGUUAUGGAAAACCGCGUUAUUGCCAGCAGAGCAGUAUGCAGAAGCGUUUCACCACUGGAAGCUUCCAUUUUCUCUACCAGCGUAUUUUCUUCCCAGCCCCUCCUUGGAAGCACUGGUCUUUUUACUAUCUCGAAACUUUAACUUUUCCAGAAUGUUUUAUAGCUGGGAUCAAAUAGUAUGAACAUAUUCAGACUGACUUCUUUUGGCAUAAUCUAUUUCAAGUUCCUCCUUGUGGUUUCCUGGAUUGAGAGUUCAUUUAAUUUUGGAUACUGUUAUAUUAUAUGACUAUACCAUAGUUACUUGUGAAAGACAUUUUGGUUAUUUAUUCCAGUGUUUUUUAUAGUAGUGAAUAAACCGCUGUGGACAUGCAUGUAAAGUAGGUGUGUGUGUGUGUGUGUGUGUGUGUGUGUGUGUGUGUGUGUAUACAAGUCUUCAUUUUAUUUGGAGAAACAUCUAGGAAAAUAUUUGCUGCCUUGUAUGGUUAGACUACAUAUGGCUUUGUAAAAAACUGUCAAACUACCUCCUACUAUGACUGAAGCAUUUUGCAUUUCCACUGCCAUGAAUGAGAGUGCCUGUGUUCCACAUCGCUGAUAGCAUUUCAGAUGGUCAGCUUUUUAGAUUUUAGCUAUUCUAAUGGAAGUGAACCAAUAUUUCAUUCUUGUUUGAAUUUACAGAACUUUUGGUUAUAUUUUUACAUAUUUAUUUGCUACUGAUUUGUUUUUAUUUUUGGUGAGGUGCCUAGGUUUUUAAAACAUGCUAAUUGCUUUUUUACUGUUAUAUGUUAAGAGUUCUGUGUGUGUCUUGCACAUCAAUCCUUCACCAAAUCUGUAUUUUACAAAUAGUUUCUGCCAGUAUGUGAGCUGUUUUUCCCUUCUUUUAACCAUCCCUUUCAUUUUGGCCUUUUUUUACAGUUAGAUUUUAUUGGUACAUUUUAGAUAUACAUAAUGAUCACAUUCAUCAUAGAGAAUUUGUACUUGUAUGUGAUACAACUUUUAACCAUGGCUUGCUCAAAGCAGCAAUAUUGAGCUUUAAUGAAGUUCAGCUUACUGAUAGUUUUCACUCACACAUGGUGCUUUCUUUUAUGAAUAGCAUAUCUAAGAAGUCAUCAUUAAAGAUCACAGGUAUUAUUUUAUGUUACCUUUUAAGAAUGCCUUAAUGUAUUUUAUGUAGUUUUAAGAAAAUACUUGGAUCUGGGUACUUUAUAAAGGAAAGAGUCCUUUUGUUAUAGUUUUGUGUUUAUCGUUCGUGGAUUUUCAGUGCUGUGCAUUGACUCAAGGUCUUACACAUGCUAGACAAGCGCUCUACCACCUCGAUUAAAUCCCUAGCCUAGGACAAGAUUUUCUUUUGGCUUACAGUUCUGGAGGUUAAAUGGUGACUGCAUCUGGUGAGGUUCUGUGUUGUUUCACAACGUGGAAGCUGGUACCUCAGAGUGGGAGCAUGGGUAACAGUUCACAUGGUGAGAGAAGACAACAACUUGUUCUCCAGGGAGCUGGGCUGGUCCCGCCAUCUUUGCACACUGAAUUAAUCAUGGAGGAGGAGCCCCAUGAUUUCAUCAUCCUUUAGAUUCUUCUCCCAACCUUGCCUCAAUACCAUUGCAUUGAGAACCAAUUUUCUAGCAUGUGAAUAUUUGGAGGGCACACUUGCACUGUAUCCAAAGCCCAGCAAGGAGUCUUACAGUUUUGUACUUCUUCUGUAUAUCUUUGGUGUAUUUAUAUCUAGAGUAAAUCUACCUAGAUUUGUUUAUACUUUGUAUGCAGAUGUCCAGUUGUUCCAUCUCCACUUGUUAAGAAAUUGUCCUUUCUCUAUGAAAUUGUACCUUUGGUGAAGAUCACUUGACUUCUUUACGUAGGCCUGUUUCUAGGGUCUGCAUGCUUCUCCACUGAUCUUUUUCUCUUAUUUUUCUUUCUUCACCAGUUCUAUCUUGUAUUCCAUACUGUAGCUUUACAGUAAGUCCUAAAGUUGGAAGUGUCAGUCCUCUGGGGAAUUUUCAAAUCUUUGCCAUGAGAAUGCGGUUGAGUUCCUAGAAGUAAAAAGUACAAAAAAAUGGGUAUUCUGUAACUCUUAUCCCCGAGGAGUUUUAAAUUCUCAGGUAAAGCCCCUCAGCUACCACUAGUUUGACAAUUGACACUUAAGUGUUCCUAUCAGUUGUUUGAUCUGAGUAGUUUCUGGUUUUUUUUUUUUUUUUUUUUGCGUACUGGCAGUGAUCAAACUCAUGUCCUCACACUUGCCAGGCAGGGGCUGUACUCCUGAGUUGCAUCCCUGGCCCUCCUAGUAGUUUCUGUUCUUGGUCUGCUGUAACAGAAUAAAUGGAAAAUUUAUUCUGUCUUUUUUGUUUUUGGGGUGAUGGUCCUCCCAUCGACCAAUUCUUUGACUAAUUAAUAGAUUUUUUUUAAACUUUUUUUUUUUAAAUUGGUACUGGGGAUUGAACUCAUGAUCACCUGCUUGCAAGGCAGGUGCUUAUGCGGCUGAGCUAAAUCCCCAGCCCCUAAUUAAGAAAUUUUUAAAAAAAUUGUGAGAAGUGGUAGCUUUUCAGAUAGCUGCAUGUCCAGUACAAAAGUAAAAUGUCCUGUAAAAAUUGUACAUGACAAGAUCACCAAUCAUAGAUGUAUAAUUCAAUGAUUUUACUUGGUUGGUAGAACUGUGUAACCAUCCUUUGCCUUUCCUUUUAGAAUACUAUUGUCACCUCUCCACAUUCUCUUAAGUCUCUUUGCUGGCAUUGUCUUCAUUCCUGCUCACCAUGAAUGUGUUUGAGUAAAGCAAACAUUUGCAAAACUCUUAUUAAGUUUAAAUUCCUACUAGAUUAGGGUUUUAUGCAGUGGAUGAUUCUGUUUAUUUUUCAGAGAACUAAUGGAAAGAUUUUAUUCUAAGGACAUAGUUUGGGAGACCUUAAGACUAGUGGCUAUUUCUUGCUGUCCUUGAUUUGGCCUCUCUUUGAUGGUGACCUAUAAAUCUUGUGCGGUGAGCUCAAAGGAAGAAGGUGGUAGAAAAAAUCUUUGAUUAGAAAGAGAUAAUUAAUUUGUAGGGAGUGUUCUUUAGAGUUAAUAAUUUUACCAUUUGUAUUUUUUCACAAAUUUUGUUGGAUUAAAGAGGCAUUAAGUGAGUGCAAUGCUUUUCAUCUCUCUUUUAGGGCCUGAAAAGUCUCUUAGUCUUUCUGUGUCUCACUUUCUUCCUUGCUAAGCUAAAGGUCAGACUGUAUCUCUGAGGGCCCUCCCUGAUUACUUUUGCUGAAUCCUUCAGUGGUAUGAGGUGUGCUUUUAGGUUUUAUGGGGGACUCUACCUAAAAACUGAUUUGAUCUGCACUCUAUGUGUCUCUUACAGGAGCCCGAGCUGCAUCGAGUUCCUGAGAAACCAUUGCUGAAGGAGGAGAUGGAAGAAAAGAUGUCAGCGGGUUUGGAGGUUGAGGGUAACUCAGAAUGGGCAACGUCCUGGUGAGGCAAGUGGCAACUGAAGAGGUUAGAGUAAGAAUGUUGUAUUCAGAAGUUUCAGGAGAAGCCUAAGAGUGCCUCAUCCUCCAUCCCUUGCAGAAGCAGCCUGAGCUGAGCAGCACUGAGUGGGAGGGAAAUGUAUUCCAGAGUGGAUUUGUUCACCUGCUCAGUGAGCUCCUCUCAGGGAGGAUUUAAGACAGGUUUAUAUUGCCUGCAAGCUCCAACUUCACAUGAAGGAUGAUAUGACCAUGAGGCUCUGCCCUGGGUCCCAGGGCAUAAAAUUGGAAGCUGCCCUCACAGUUGACAUCCAUAAAGUGAUAUGGACUCAGAGGGAAUAAACUCAGAGGGAAUAAACAAGACUUACAGAUGUUGAAAACCACUAUUUGUGUGCUCAGCAGUUCUGUUCUAAUUUAAGGAGCUCAAGGGUAGUAGAACUUGUUCUUCAUAACUAGCAACUUAUGCCUUCUUUGUCUACUUUCAGUUGAGAAAAGUUUGAAUGAAGCCAGCAUUUCUCACAUGUUUGCUAAAUAGCUUAGUUAUCUUACCCUUUGUAAAAAAAAAAACCUGGGGGUUUAAAUAUAAGUCAUAUUUCAGUGGAGAAACAAGAGUCAUGAAGGAAACCACAGAAACAGUUUCAAUAAAAUGUGGUCAUCGCCCUCAACCGAGGAAGUACGGAAUGUGGGUGGGCAGGUCAAAGAUGGUGUUCCUAAAGCAGGGCGUGGUGGCGUACACCUGUAAUCCUCGGACUGGGGAGGCUGAGGCAGGCGGAUAUUUGUGAGUUUGAGACCAGCCUGGGCGACAAAGUGAGUGCACCGACAGCCUAAGCUGCAUAGUGAGAUCUUGUCUCAAAAAAAAAAAAAAAAAAAAAAAAAAAAAAAAAAAAAAGAUGGUGUUCCUCUUGACAAGGUGACCCAACAGAGAAGACCCUGAGGACAGUCACAGUUUUCUGUAGUGCUCAAUGAUGGAAGGAAUGUGAUAAGGUUUGCAUGGUUUCUGGAGACUGUUUCCUUUUGGGAGAAUGAGAGCAUCUCUGACAGGAUGCUUGGGUAGAAAUACAAUUGUAAAAAUCAGAGGUUAUAUACUUCUUUGUGUUCUUUGACUGGAUGCUUCUGAGAGCCCUUCAGUGUUUGGCCUUUAGUUGGAAACUGUGAAUACAGAGACACAUAAAACACUAUUUCAGCAUUCAUGGAGCUCUGAGUCUCAGCAACCAGUGACUCAUGAGAGUGACUGAAACUCAUUCGAGAAAGUAACCAGCAUUGUGUGGGAAUACACCAAUGUUUGUGUUGAUUUUAUUGUUCUUUCUUUUUUCCAACAGCCAGAAGACCUGUAUUGGGAUUUCUGAUCUGUCAGAAUAAUACUAGCUAGUAGCUGGGUGUGAUGGUGCAUGCCUGUAAUCCCAGAAUUCAGGAAGCUGAACCAAGAGGAUCACUUGGAGUUCAAGGACAGCCUGGGAUACAUAGUGAGUUCAAGGACAGCCUGAAUUACAGAGUGAGACCCUCUCAAUAAAAGUAAUAUCUGUUGGUGAGGUCGAAGUGGGGCGAAAGCAGUAUAUACAGCCAAGAUCUGAAAACUAAACUGAUGACAUCGGUAAUUCCUUGCUAUUUUCUAGACAGCAGGAGAGAUGAAGAGUCUGUGGCUCUACCUUUUCCACCACAUACGUCAUCAUGGGGAUACGCACCGGCCCUUCUUGUCAUUUAAAGGACAAAGUGAGUGUUUCAGAAACUGAACAGAAAUUACGAGUGCAGCUGGAGGAAAGUAAGGAGAACUUUUACAAACUCAAAGAACGUUUUCUUCUGUCUGAAGCUACUGUCUAUGCCAUGGCUAAUGAGCUUCAAAAGCAUGGCUGUCAAAAGUUCAAAGACAUUAUUGAGUCUGUUCUGGGCGAGGAGCUAAAUUACCUGGAAGGAAGUCUGGCCGAGAAGGGGAAGCUGGUCCCAAAUUUGAGGGAAUACAGUUUCCAAAUUCAAGACCAAGACCAGAAGCUGUCCGUAUUUCAGCAGAAAUUACAGCAGGGGAUAGAUGCCUCAUAUCUCCUGUGUAAACAUCUCACGGAUCACCUCCCCUGGGAUGACCUUAAUAAUAAUCAGGGCCACAAGUUCCAUGAGCUGUUGGCUGAGGGUUGCAGGCUGGCAGAGGACCUUGUGCGAAUUCUUAGUCCAGAAAACCAGGACAAUGAAGACAAUGAAAAAGAACAGGAAUCUCUGGCUCUCAGGUAAUAAUUAUUGAAGUGCUGCAUUAGGGUGAGUAAUGUAUGUCCAGUGUCAUGACUAAUUAAGAAAAGCUAAAGGUCAGCUGUAACCGUAGAUUUUAUGAGCAGAAGUUAACAAAAAUGCUGGUGUGAUUACAUACCUUUGAUUAAUGAAGAAAUAACCUCUUUGUACAAGGCAUCCAUUUUCCUUUAGAUAUACAUCUGUACACCUAAAUACAACCAAUCUGAUUAUUAGUAUUUAACCAUACAGAAUGUAUUCUUCUCUGUUCAUGGAUCAAUUGAGGAUAAGAUGCAUGACUGGUUCUGUAUGGGUGACCUUAUCUUGUUGGCAGGGACUUCUUACCAAUGAACAUAACAAGAUAAAAGACACUAAUUGUGUCACUAUAUAUACAGGAAGUAUCUGGAAUACACAGACAUCUAAUAUUCUACAGUACCCUAGAAGCACUGAGUGUUUUGCUGUAUGAAAACAACACAGAUUAAAGAAAUGGUGGAGCUUCUAGUUUGGUUUUACGUGUCUGGUUGUGGGAUACAGAGAGCCUUAGGACUCCUUCCCUAUCAGUUCAUUUUUUAGUCAGUGCACUGGCCAUGCCUGCCUGUCUCCCUCCUUCAAGGCAGGUGGACUCUGUUCUCCUCCUAGAAGGAUAAACUUCUCUAUGUUUGAAGUUAGCAUGCCUGCUGUUGUGUGACCACUCACUUAUACCUCUGUCAGGACCACCAAGAUAUCUUGUAUUCAACUUUUCUUGCUUUAGUGAUAUUCUUUAUGUCACCAGCCUGAGCACAGAGGGAAUCAAUGAGGAAAAAGUAGCAGAAAUCCUGCCAGACUCAUUAGGUGAAGGCCCUGAGACAUCCAGCCAUCACUAUGAUUUAACUGACAUCCAUGAGCCUUUCUGCACUGCAACUGCACUGUCAGAUGCACAUGAAGUCAGAUCAUCUCUGGAUGCAGCUCAAAAUGUUCAAGAUUGUAAGGAUGAAGCCCCACUGCUAAAUAUGUCCAGGAAAGAUUUUGUCAUAAUUCAGGAUCAUGCCAAGAAGCUGACCCAGUUACGUGAGCAGCUAGGCAAAGGGAGAGAUGCCUCUUUGUCCCUUGAGCACCAUCUGGAGUUUCUUCUCACCCACGAUGACCCUGAGGACUAUCAGGGUCAAGGCUACAUACAACAACUGGCUCAGGGGUGCAAGAUGGCUGCGAAUCUUGUCCUGAUGCUCAGUGAAGGAAAUAAUGAACGAGGAAAUAAUGAAAAAGAAGAAACAGAGCUUCUUUCUAAAAUGGAUGAUCAGGAUGAGUAAGAUAUACAGGGUCACUGAGGCACCAAGAGGAAUAUGAAUCACAUUCAUGAUGCAAAGGGGAAUGUAAACUUCUGUUUUUAGCAGUUUCAUUCCACCAAUCCACCUUGCCAAUGUCCUUUUUGCAAAUUUCUAUAUUUUUCUUAUGAAGAGGAGUUGGUUUGAGUAAACCUCAGAGGUUUCUUGUUAUCCUAGAUCACUCCUGUCCUCUUGUGUAUGGUCAUAUUUACAUUACCUUCAGGUGAUUGUCAGAAAUUUUAGUCUGAAAGGCAACUAGGGGAGAGCCAGUUCCAAGCCUCUCUGUGAGUUAGUGGCAUUUGCAGACUGUGAAGGGAUAGAACCUGGCCCCACAAGGAGGAGAUCCCUGCCUGGAAGUCAUAUCAUUUUCAAUGUUUUGUUGGGUUUUUAAUCUUCUUUUUUUUUGUUUAUGUAACUCUAAUUGCAUUAACAACUAUUUAAAAGAUAAAAAGACGUGUUAUGGAAGCCACUAUGUAUUUACUACUGGCUUGUUUUGGUGUUCUUUAUUGCCUUCAUUGUUUUGUUUUUAUUGUCUCUAUUGUAUCCUGUUCUGUUCAAUUUUUAAUAUGUCCAUAGGUGGUGUCUGUAACUAUUUUGAAGACAACAAAGGCACUGUGGUAAUUAUUGUUAAUUUCAUGAGGUUUGGAAGUCCUAUAUCAUUUAUGAUGGUUUAUUUUGAUUGAUUUUGUUUUAUUUUUCUUUGUUUUAUACUCUUUAAAAUAAAAAACUUAAAAAAAAAGAAAGGCAAUUGGGAGAGUAUACAAUACAAUUCACAUACUAUGCAUAUAUUUACAAAUAGACACAACAGUUAAUAUUCAUAGGAUUGGAUCAAAUUUUGCAUGUUUGUGUCUGGUGAACUCUGAGGAACCCUUGAAGAUCACUAUGUAAAAUAACAACCUUAGUUAUGUUCCUACCACUUUCUUUUGAAGGUCUAUAUUGUCAUUGUUUUGAGGUCUUUGCUAUUGCUAUUUAUUUGUCUUUUUUGUUUCUCUCUCUCUUUUUUGUUUUUUUUUUGGUACUGAGGAUUGAACUUGUGACCUUGCACUUGCCAGGCAGGAACUUAUGCCACUGAACUAAAUCUCCAGCUGUUUCUUGUUUUUCUAGUGAUUUGUUUUAUUUUCCCCUACAUCAUAGGUGUACAUGUAGAGGUUUAUACAUGCCUAGAACUUCUCCUAAACAAACUAUGAGAAUUGAUUGUAUUAUGCGUGAUAGAACAGUUACUUUGAAGAAAAAGAGACAUUAUGGUAUCCAUUGCUGAUUUCCUGUUAUCAUGCUGUGAAAUCCAGUAAUGCUUUUAUUCUUUGUUCAAAGUGGUUUUAUUCUGCUUUGUAUUACUUAAAUUCAACAUACAUGAAGGAAUGGACAGCUAUUUUGAAGAUAAAAAGAGACAUUACAGUAACCAUUAUUAACUUUCCUAUUGUCUGGUUUUGAAUGCGUGUAAUACUUUCAUUAUUCUAUUUUGAUCAGCUUUAUACUAUUUUGUUUUGUGUGAAUUUAUUGUGUAUGAAGAUACCGACAACUAUUUAGAAGAAAACAAGAGACAUUGUAAUAGCUAAUGUUGAUCUCCUGUUGUCUUGCUUUGAAAUCCUGUAUCACUUAACAUUGUUUUCUUGUGAUCUGCUUUGUUUUGUUUUGUUUUACCCUCUUUAAAAUAAAAAAGAUAUAUGCAUAUAUAUUUGUAUGGUAUCACAACUUUCAAAGACAAAGAAAGCAUAAGAAGUAUGGGAAUGUACAGGUCUCCAGGAGUUACCUUGACUGUUUGACAUUCAAAACACUGAUGCACUGUUGCCAAAAGUGUGCCAGAUUUAUGUUUUGAAAGUUUUAACAUGAUAUUCUCAGAGAAAUUUCUCCCAGUGGUCUAUUGACCUGUCAGUCAUUGAGCUCUAAUUACAUAUAUUCACUCUUUAUUUUACUUUAGGGAUUUAAAUUUUCUAAUUGGAGUUCAGGCCCGAGACUUGACUAAAUUAAGGCAGAAGUUGGAGGAAGGACGCGAUACUGCCUCCACGCUCCAUCAGAAUCUGAACAGUCUCUUUGCUGCUGAUGACCAACACAGAUGCCAUAUGCGGAGUCUCAGACACAAAGUUGCUGAGGGGUGCAAGCUGGCCAAAUGCCUUGCCCACAAACUGAGCCCAGGUAAUCUAGAUGAUGAGGAUGAGGAUGAUGAUGAUCAAAUGACUCUGGAUUCCAGUGUAUGUGAGGAGGAAGAAAAUGAAGUCCUGUCAGAUUCAUUAGAUGACAAGUUUUUCCAACCUUCCUGUCAUCCCAAUGUGGCUAACCCACAGAAAUGUGCAAGCAGCACCACUUUCUCAUCACAGAAGCCUGAAGACUGCUCUGCCAAGGAUGGACCCAAGCUGAAUUUGGAUGUCUGUCUUGAAAUGAAGACUCCUCCCAAGUUGGAGAGUGAUGCUUUUGAAAGUUCAGCUGUUAUCACUGAUGCACUUACUAUCUCUGGCCUCUGUGACAAUGACAGUGUCCUGAAACAGAAGAUUAUUAAAAGAAAACUAUGGUUAUGCAAAUGGAAAAUAGCUUGCAGAUUCCCAAGCCUUCAGGCUACUUUUGAUGCUUCCCAUGGAAUGAAGAAUCCUCCCAAGCUGGAAGGUGAUGCCUUUGAAGGCUUAGCUGCAAUCAUUCCUGAGUCUCCAAUCCAUGGUCUCUGUGAUGCUGACAGUGUCCUGAAACAGAAGAUUAUCAAAAGAAAACUACAGUUAUGCAAAUGGAAAAUGGCUUGCAGAUUCCCAAGCCUUCAGGCUACUUUUGAUGCUUCCCAUGGAAUGAAGAAUCCUCCCAAGCUGGAAGGUGAUGCCUUUGAAGGCUUAGCUGCAAUCAUUCCUGAGUCUCCAAUCCAUGGUCUCUGUGAUGCUGACAGUGUCCUGAAACAGAAGAUUAUUAAAAGAAAACUAUGGUUAUGCAAAUGGAAAAUAGCUUGCAGAUUCCCAAGCCUUCAGGCUACUUUUGAUGCUUCCCAUGGAAUGAAGAAUCCUCCCAAGCUGGAAGGUGAUGCCUUUGAAGGCUUAGCUGCAAUCAUUCCUGAGUCUCCAAUCCGUGGUCUCUGUGAUGCUGACAGUGUCCUGAAACAGAAGAUUAUCAAAAGAAAACUACAGUUAUGCAAAUGGAAAAUGGCUUGCAGAUUCCCAAGCCUUCAGGCUACUUUUGAUGCUUCCCAUGGAAUGAAGAAUCCUCCCAAGCUGGAAGGUGAUGCCUUUGAAGGCUUAGCUGCAAUCAUUCCUGAGUCUCCAAUCCAUGGUCUCUGUGAUGCUGACAGUGUCCUGAAACAGAAGAUUAUCAAAAGAAAACUACAGUUAUGCAAAUGGAAAAUGGCUUGCAGAUUCCCAGGCUUUUGUGCUUAAGUUGCACAGGCAACCAUAUUUCUGGCUUCGGACACACUUAUUAACACACUCUCUAGGAUUGAAGCUCAUUCUACUAGUGUUGUUUGUCCUGAUAAUUUAUUCCAUCCGGUAUUCAAUACAACUUUUGUACGGUUGCACCACUGUUUUCCAUGGGUUGCUACCCUUGUUUUCAUCUGCUGUUCGGACUCUGAACUCUGCUCUGUUGGUACUGCUUCUGUCAAGUGGUCACCGCAUCAUAGGAGAGACGCCUUUUAAACUCUGGGAAAUAUGUCAUGUUCCUGAAAUCAGAUACUUUCUGGCUCUUUUGCCUUGUCUCCCAACCCUCCCUACCUCUGGUAGCUUUUUGAUCUAAGAGCACGACUUCAUUAACAAUUGCACCAAGACUCUCCUCUUUGGCCUGAUUAAGGGAUCCAAACUAAAUCAAUCUUUAAUUCUCAACUUAAAGAUGCAAAUGAAGAGUGUUAAAAUUGCUGAGAAACACCUUUUCUCAUAAAAUCUAAAUUGGAAUCAUAGCUCUACAAGGGAGAAUCAUCUUGGUCUUAAGACAGUUUUGCCUCCUCACCUAUAUGCACCCGUAAAAUAUCCCUAGAUAAAGUCUCCAUAGAACACAUAAGUUAGUAUAAAGGCAUAGACUAUGAUCUGUUUAAGCAUUGUUUGUUUGUUUCUUAUUGUUUCCAUUUCUACUUUUGCUCAUUGAGGUAAGAGUGCAAAAUGCAACUCUGCUAUAUCCAAUGCCUGCCGAUAUAAGAGAGCACUUUAAUGAACUUUGAGAAAAGUGAAGCCAAAAACCAGCUUUACCUCUUAAAUGGUCAGAGGUACCCUUUGAGCAUCAGUGUUUGUAAAAAGGUCUCAAAACAUCUUUAAAUUAGAAGGACUAUUGGUCUGCUUCAUCUCGAGUCAUCAACAUGGAAGUGCUCAAAUGCUUAGUUCCUUCACUACAAAGGCUGAAGAUCCAGCAGCCGUGGAGGGAAUUUGCAUUCCUUUCUCAACAAGACUGUGUUACAUGGAUAAAAUUCCAAGGAAGAGCAUGCAGAUGGAUACAUUAGACUGUAGCCUCUCUACUUGAAGCACAAAUGUGUAUCUCUUUUAAAAUGAAAUAAAAUAGGAAAUAGUUGGUAAUAAGUGUAUUGAAAUUCACUAUCCAAAAAGCAGUACCUACUUCAGUUGCACGCAGUGUAAUUUAGUGUUUAUCAUUUAAAAUAUAAAAUGUAGGGCCAGGGAUUUAGCUCAGCAACUCAAGUGAUUGCAUGGUAAGCCUGAGGUGAGUUUGAUCUCUGGUGUGUGUGUGUGUGUGUGUGUGUGUGUGUGUGUGUGUGUGUGUGUGUGUAUGUAUAACCAUACUAACUACGUAGCAGUUUUAUUAGAUCAGCACUACAAUGCUUUAUGUUUGGUCAAUUAUUUACUUUAGGUAAAUUCCAUAGAUAAAACCCUUUGAUGUUGCUCCCUUGAAGGAAAUAUAACAAAUACUCAAAACUGAA
Messenger RNA from Cavia porcellus (domestic guinea pig), 12109 nucleotides. RefSeq names its product neuroblastoma breakpoint family member 6-like. The record is from RefSeq and is a predicted model, not a curated record. NCBI's taxonomy places the organism in Eukaryota, Metazoa, Chordata, Mammalia, Rodentia, Caviidae. Bases 9345 to 10631 code for a protein of 428 amino acids. The transcript has 11 exons.